UUCGAAAGAAUGUCAUCAUCUGAUUGCAUCAUACAAGCAGGUCCAAGCAGGCCGCCAAGUGCGUUUGUGUUGCGGUGCACAUGCCCUUGUCGCACGACAAUGAUCAGAAAGUCCAUCAUCUAACCUCGUGGCACGACCCAAUUCCGAAGCGCCGCAGUGCGUACGUAGUACACGACCGCAAUCUUUCGUUCCGCGGCAUUUCGUCAUGACCACCACCCCACCGAUGAAUACAGCAUUGUCGUCUCGGUCUCCCGAAACGAGCCAUGUUGAGACGGUGAUUGAGGGAAUGGAGCCCGAAGGGUGGGUCGACUUUUCGGCCGAUGCUGACCACGAUCAAAGUCGCAGGUGCAGUCCUCCGCCACGCCACACCACACUAUCAGCGGUUGCCGAUGACCGUAGGGAAGCUCUCUCCGUCAACCACGCAUGGGACAGCAUCCGCGGUGUCGAUGCCGCUAAAACAGUGCUGCUCGAAGCGAUCAUCCUGCCGCUCAAGUUCCCCGCGCUCUUCGCCAACAGCCGGAGGCGAUGCUCCAGCGUGCUGCUUUAUGGCCCCUCGGGUGCUGGGAAGUCUGCGCUCGCCCUGGCUGCUGCCGAUAAGGCAGGAGUACCCCUCGUCUGUGCUGGCCCCGCGGAUUUGGCUUCACCCGAUGCCAUCCAAAAGAUGUUUCUCCAUGCACGGGAGCGCAAGCCGGCCGUUCUCCUCCUCAACGAUGUGGAUCAGAUCUGGUCUGGGCUUGCAGAGGGGGGGAACCGGAGCCACGAGAGCUUGCUUCAAUUGCGUACCGAGCUGCUCGUCCAGAUGGAUAGCUUUUCAGCUAGGAAUGUCGGACUUUACGUCGUGGGUUUGACAACGCUGCCAUGGAAUCUGGAAGGACCCAUCCGCAAGCGGUGCGCAGAUGACCGUCUUGCCAUACAACGUUGUCAUCUCAUCUGUGUCUCGAGAUUUCAUCAUCGUCUGUAUAUUCCACGUCCGGAUCAAGUCGCAAAAGAAUGCUUUCAUGAGCGACUGCCAUUGGAAAGUGUGCAUAGCUCGGAGGGGUCAGGGGUCUCGCCAGCGCUGACGGAAGCGUUCUCAUCGCAUGAACAGCUGAAACGCAGCGUUCAGGAAGCUAAAAGCACGAUCGAUCAGGAAUCCCUAUCGACAGAGAACCGACUCCUGAACGAGAUGCGAUUGAGUUCAGGAGUUUUGAGCGAGCAGGAUCGUUCCAAGUACGAGACAUGGACAACGGACUUCGGUAUUCACGGAGGCGGAUGAUAGGUAUCAUGCCCUCCAAGGGCUGCUUUUCGUUACUGGUUCCUUGACUUCUUUCGGUCUUUGUCUUCCUUUGUCCCGCCGUACUUACUACUCAUGACACUUUCCUCCUGCGGCCCACUUCUCACUGUAUAUUCUGCGUCUUCGUGCAUCAAUGCUGUGUUCCCUUGUUCAAUUACCUGCUCUCCUAGAGAAUAUUGUGCAUCAACACUCGAACACAUUGCCCUUUCAUGGU
Messenger RNA from Mycena citricolor, 1487 nucleotides. The record is from the annotation of a GenBank genome assembly. Lineage: Eukaryota; Fungi; Basidiomycota; Agaricomycetes; Agaricales; Mycenaceae.